Molecule: messenger RNA, 2923 nt
Organism: Nematostella vectensis (starlet sea anemone)
Lineage: Eukaryota; Metazoa; Cnidaria; Anthozoa; Actiniaria; Edwardsiidae
Product: carboxypeptidase D
Exons: 4
Coding region: 456-1907 (483 amino acids)
Biological process (GO): proteolysis
Molecular function (GO): metallocarboxypeptidase activity; zinc ion binding
Source: RefSeq, a predicted model, not a curated record
UUUCCGUUCUACGCAAGUGGGCGGUUGGUACUCGGUUUUCGACUCAUGCAAAUCAAAUCUUCCUUCCGCUCUGAAAAAAAAUUAACACAAACAUUCAUACGGAGAAGUCUAUCAGGUUGGCUUCAUCUCAGUGAUGAUCCUGAGGUUUUACCGAGAUUUUGAGUAGAGGAAGCAUAAUUAGGGUAAAUUGCUUGCAUUUUUCGCGGGCGAGUUGUUUUGGUCGUCUUCUUUCGUCGCUUUAUCGGAUUUUGUUGUCUGUUCGCUUAUCGCCAUUUUUGUGUUGGCGGAUCUGUGACGUCGGUGGCAACUUAGUUUACGUAGUGUCCUCUCAGCCUAUUCUCGCAAAAAUCAAGCUGCAAAGGGUCGCAUUUACUCGGCGAUUUCGUCGUCGCCAUUGAAGAAGAACGGAGUUUGGGGAAAGCGACGAGGAACAUAAUUUCUAGUCGCUGAUUGAAAUGAUGAGGAACUUUGCGACUUUAUUUGUGCUUCUUUUGGGGCUUUCCAAGGCGUCUCUUUCUAGUCUAGAAAGCUCAGAAACUGGCGUUCCGUUUGUUCACCACAACUACGAAGCAAUGAAAGGUUUACUGGAGAAAUUUAACAAGGAAUACCCCGACAUAACACGACUUUACAGCGUAGGGAAGACUGUCGAAAAUCGCGACCUUUUGGUUUUAGAAAUUUCUGACAAGCCAGGAAAACACGAAAAGGGAGAACCAGAAUUCAAAUACAUCGGGAACAUGCAUGGGAACGAAGUUGUAAGCCGAGAGAUUUUGCUUCAACUUAUUGGUUAUUUGUUAAAAAAUUAUCAAGAAAAUUCCGAAUUAAAAAAGCUAGUGGAUAGCACACGAAUUCACAUCAUGCCCUCUAUGAACCCUGAUGGGUAUGAAAAAGCUGUGAUGGGAGAUUGCCAAGGGGUGACGGGACGUGCGAAUGCCAAUGGCAUCGAUUUAAACAGAAACUUCCCUGACCAGUUUGCAGGAAGAAAGGAGAACAACCCUCUUCAGCCAGAAACCAAGCUUGUGAUGUCCUGGAUCAAAUCCAACCCUUUUGUCUUAUCUGCUAACCUCCAUGGGGGCUCGUUAGUGGCUAAUUACCCAUUUGACGACUAUGAUCCUAAUGGCAAGCGGUCGGGUGACAGCCCCUCUCCUGAUGACCCUCUCUUCAAGUCCUUGGCCCGCACCUAUGCUGAUGCGCACAAGACCAUGCAUCUGAACAAGCCACCAUGCCCUGGGGACCCAGAUCAAUUUGACGGAGGAAUAACCAAUGGUGCUCACUGGUACUCUGUAUCCGGGGGAAUGCAGGACUAUAACUACCUCCACAGCAAUGCCUUUGAGAUCACGCUUGAAGUCAGCUGCUGCAAGUUCCCUGCUGCGUCUACUUUGAGUGACUUCUGGGACAAGAACAAGCCUGCUCUGCUGUCCUAUAUUAACAGGGUACACACCGGCAUGAAGGGCGUUGUGCAGGAUAACAUGGGAAAACCCAUCAAAGAUGCAAGGAUCAUCCUUGAAGGAAACAGCCAUGCUGUCAAGUCCGCAGCGGAUGGGGACUUCUGGCGCCUCGUGCUCCCAAGGAACAAACCCUACAGCGUCAGGGUGGAGGCCCCGGGGUACAACUAUCUCACAAAGGAGGUCAGGGUUGCCGAGGACCGGCCUACGGAGGUCACCUUCACCCUGACACCCAAGGUCGAGCUGGCAUCCGAUGAAGAGUUUCAGCUGUCCAAGAAGUCCGAGGUGAUGCCGCCGCCCAAAGAGACGAAGAAGAAGGUGCCGGUGAUGCUCGUGGUAGGUUUGACAGUUGUCUGCAUGAUCGCGCUGGUGCUGGCCAUCGGUCUCGCUGUGAUGCUGGCUAAAAGGCACCGUGCUCAAACUGGUGGAGAAACCGGCUACUGUCAGGUCUCAACCAAGGGCUAAAUCAAUCAGAAUUACCAUAAAUCUUUUAUUAACAUCUGGCUAUCUUUGUCCUUUUGCAGCUGUCGAUAUUAUUCGUCCCCAUAUCCGUCCCCAUAUCUUCCCACAACUCUUAGCGCGCGUUAAACCGAGGUCAAGGGAAAAAUUCUAACCAUGGCCAUCUGACCUCCCUGACGCCAUUUUCUUUGUUUAUCUCUUUGCCCUCCGUUUCACGCGCUCUCACAGAGAGUUGUGGAAGAAAUGGGGUGAAUGGGUGGAAACUGCUUAGGUUAGCGAACAGUUGCUAGCUUACUUUUCCUUGUUAUGGUCCACCGCUCUUAUUACCCAGGCGAGAGGAGUACCCUUGGCACUCUGGCAACAAGUUUUUUUUUGCUAGAUGGCUUUUGCUCGAUUUUUUUUGUCUCUGAAAGCUUCUCCUUGUACUGUAGGCUCGGCGUCGUAUGUCGCUCACUGACUCACAUCCCUUAUCCUGUAAGCCUAAGCGCAAAAGGUCCAUCCUAUCGAGAUCGUUCCAAUUUACUCAACAUAUUCUUAAUUUUUUUACUCUAAGUAGUUUUCAUUAUUUACAACGUUCUAAAAGAUAUAAUAUGAAAACGUUUAUUUUGUUCCAGUUAACAAUGUAGAAUCGCAUACAAGCGGCUCAUUUUCAUUCGUCCUCUUGUUCCUUGUUCGUUUCGUUUAAUUUAGUCGAAUUUUGUUGCAUGUUCAGUGGUACCUUCUUUGCUUAGAGGCCACUUGUACAUUACCUCAGGUUGUGCAUCUCGCUAGUUAGCUAUAGAAUCUAGCUAUAGUAUCACACUUUGGCGUCACGAAUCUCUAUUAUGGAAGCAUCAAUAAUGGGCACCCUAAAAUCAGCACUACAUCCAUAUUAUGAGUUUGUAACUGCCAAAAAAGGGCCGUAUGACUAAUAUAUAAAGAACAUGAGGGAAUUUUAAUUGAUAGGGCUUAGUUCUCAUACUGUUACAGUUAUAUGUAACCUUGUGUUGUAAGAGUGAUCCAAAUAAAUCUUUGGUGGGGUA